CUCCCCCCCAGCUGCACCCUCGCGCAGGAGCCGAGGUCGAAGGAGCGGGACGAGAGGUGGGGGAGGGGAAGGAGUCCCCGGCCGCAGCCCAGGAGUUGCUCCGCGCCAGACCCAGGCUGCCCGCGCGAGCGAUCAUGGGGCUGGAGAAAGAGAAAGCGGACACCAAAAUCUUCAUGGACGAGGACGGCUUCAAUCGGAGCAGCAGCCCCGCGCCGUCGGAGACGGAGAAGAGUCUGGAGAAAGCGCCCGACCGGGACCCGCACGGGCUCAACAGCCACCUGAAGCUGGGAUUUGAGGAUGUGAUAGCGGAGCCUGCAUCCACUCACUCCUUCGAUAAAGUCUGGGUCUGCAGCCACGCUCUCUUUGAGAUCAGCAAGUAUCUGAUAUAUAAGCUCCUGACCCUUGUCCUUGCUGUUCCCUUGGCCCUGGUUGCAGGGAUUCUCUUUGCUGUGCUAAGUUGCCUGCACAUCUGGAUUGUGGUGCCAUUCAUAAGGUCUUGCCUUUUGAUCUUGCCAUCUGUGCAAGCUGUAUGGAAGAGUAUGACAGAUGUUUUCAUUGCACCAGUAUGUCACAGCAUGGGACGGUGCUUUUCAGGAAUCAACAUACGUCUUGACCAAGAGUGAACCCUUUGGAUCCAGUGCUAUUUUAGUCUUAAAUGCUAUUAAACUCUCCUUAUUGAUAUAAUAUAGAGACACUUAAGCAUUCAUUCCAAAGCUAUUGCUUUUUAAAUGGCUGACAUUUUCCCCCUUCAGCUGGGUUGCACUUUUUAUGGGGAAAAAAGUUUUCUUUGGGGACAGGAAGAUACUAGCCUAUAUUGUAACUAAAAAAUGACAAGUGGCAUUUAACUUGUUAAUUUAAGGUAAUGGUACUUUCAUUGCUUGGUUUCCACAAAUGUACAAACUAAGGGAGGUAAUCAUGCAGUGUAUCAAUCAAAUGUUCAUCUACUGUAUUGCUCAAAUUUCUAGAAGUCAUACUACCCAUAGAUCUGGCCUAUGUAUUAAUGUUAGGCUAUACAGCUCUUAGAAAUAAGAAUGGCUCCAGAAAUGCAAAUGAUUACUUCUGAAGAUUUUCCUCAUCUGAAUUCUGCUGGUCAGCAUUUCCAGCCAUGCAAACAGCUAGCUCUCUGUAGAAUCUGUCAGCUUCUUGUACUGUAUAACCCCUUAGUAUAAUUCAUAUUCCAAGUACUGACAGUUUCCCAAAUCCAUGGACUUCCAACACGAUACGAUCUCAAAACCUGGUAGAAUCCAUGGGCGGCUAUAUGUGACCUCCUCAGGGAGUACUGAAGGGUGAGCUUUGAGUGGGUACUUAGAGAGCAGCAGGUCAGAAAUGUUUGUACCAUGAAACAAGCAAAAACAGAAGCCCAGGUAAAUGUUUAUGCGGGCAUAGCCAUUUGAGAGGCUUAGUAUUAAUAGCCUGCCAGCCAUGCCCCUCCCUGCUUUUUUUUGGCCUUCCUUUUUAUGCUUAAAAAUGUUUUGGAACAUGUGUACGCAUAUCCUUGGGUCACUGAUUAUAAGUUCCAGCCCCAGAUCAUGAAAGUCCCAGUUCCAGUGCUAGCAGUGUGGUGCUCAGCCAUACAAAUGUGCUCCAAGUGAGAUUCCCUAAUGACAGAGGAACACAUGCAAGCAUUUUUAUUUAUUCACAUGAAUGUCAACGGGAAAGCCUUCGUAGGACUUCUGUGAAUUAGAGUAGCAUGUAGGGCUCUAGGUUGGGUAACCAAGUAUUUUUGGGAGGAGGGAGGGUAUAGGGAGGCAUUUUUACAGGCUUGGAGGGUCUCUAAAGUUCUGUAAAAGUUGUGAAUCCAAAGAGCUGUAUAGCAAGCUGACACAAAGCUGAACAGAUAAAGGAUACUGGCUGAAUAUUUUCUAUAUUGCCCACUCUGCAUAUUCCUAAGUAUCAGAAGAAAAGAAAAAAAAUUCCAAAAUUCAUUCUUUAAAAUGAGAUGUUGAUGCGGGGGGGGAGGCACGGAGAGAAAAUCUUUAUGCUAUAUUUAAUGAAACUUUUGACUUUUUGUAUAUAUUGUGUUUGUAUGUCAAUGAUGAAGUAAGGGGUUACCUUGAAGCAUUAUUCCUAUGAUCUUGCCAAACGGUUAUUCUAAAAACAUGAGCUCCUUCAGCCAAUUGUCUGCUCUAGUGAUCUGCCUUGCACAGAAAGAUAAUUUCAUGCAUGCAAGAUAGAAAGAGAAGGAGAUCCAUUGAAAUUGUCUUCUACACCAAGAACCUAGUACAGCACUUACUGUGCCUGGGGAACCAAGCGUCCCACAUAGAGGUGGGUGCUACCUACCUCAGAGCUCAGAAAUCUGUGGAUUCUCCUUUCUGUCCUAGGAUGUAUGGAUUCCUAAUCUACAAUCUAUGCUCCUGCCUGGUGCAAUGUUCAUGUGCACAAAUAGCAGCAGCACUUCUGAGUGCAUGAAUAUCUCUGGAGUAGAGCCAAUAACAUUUUAAAUACCAAUGUAUUCUAUUAGAUGCAUUAAUCAAAGGGCCUUUGAUUAGGUUAUAUAAAACAUCAAUUGAAACGCACAGGUGCAAUUCAAAACAUACCAAAGACCUCCUGUAAUUUCACUUUAAUGCUUCAAACAACCUAUGCAAAAGGUUCUAUGGUAUGUAUUUUAAAGAUUAUUUUUAUUAAAGUGGUUAAUAUAACAUUCAAAAUUUUCUGUCUUUAUGGUUGAAUAUCAAUACUGCACUUCUCACAAUAAAUACUUUACUGGCAGAGU
Molecule: messenger RNA, 2713 nt
Organism: Python bivittatus (Burmese python)
Lineage: Eukaryota; Metazoa; Chordata; Lepidosauria; Squamata; Pythonidae
Gene: CAV2
Product: caveolin 2
Biological process (GO): negative regulation of endothelial cell proliferation; regulation of cytosolic calcium ion concentration; cell differentiation
Cellular component (GO): sarcolemma; caveola; focal adhesion
Molecular function (GO): molecular adaptor activity; protein kinase binding
Source: RefSeq, a predicted model, not a curated record